UAAAACGGUUCAUAUCAAAUUAAAUAGACAAAUAAUAAAUAAUAAAUAGUGAAAUGUUGGAGAUACUGUUAGAUUCCAGUUUUUACCAGAGUUUGCAUAGUCACCACAUGAACGAAAGGGAGCGUGUGGAGGAGAGAUAGUGAGAGAGAGAGAUGAGCAGUCCAUCUCUCUCCAUAAGGUUCGCCUUCGUUGUCUCACUCUCUCUCGCAGCUUCUUACACUUCCUCUUCUUCUUCUUCUUCAUUCCCACCAUUUUCGACCUUCCUCAAGCUCAAUCCAUCUCCACCAAACAACCCUUCCACUCCCAAAGCCACACCCUCCGAUUUGCUCUCUCUCCUCGGCACCCCAAGCCAGGCCUCUUCAAUCGACCCCAACUUGGCCAAAGAGCUCAGGUCCUGUCUCAAAUUCCUCGUCCCCUUCUCUCCUAUUCCCCGAUCGCGUCCCCUGCUUCGCGGACUGCCCGAUUCGAUCAGUAAUCGGAAAUGGAACGAAGAGAACGAACUCGUUUGGUGGCCGCCCGCGCCGGUGAUGGAGCUCGCUCGCCUCGCCGUGGACUCCGGCGGCGAUCCGGACGCCAUUUAUCGUGCACUUGAUCCAACAAUUAUCCCUGUACCUGAUGUUGAGAAAUCAAAGGAGAAUCGAUGUGAGCUUACCAGAACCCCGUUUGGUAGACACUUUAUAAAUGAGGAGUUGAAUUCAUACAUAAAAUUUUUAUUUGAAAUUAUUGCCGCUCGGGGUCCCAGUAUAGGCUUAAAUGUAUCGUUAAGUCGCUUUGACUUAUUUCAUGGUCACAUUUUUCUUGCUACAGAUUCUGGAAGACUUGGUAUCUUGUUCCAUGCGAAAGAGUACCCAAUGUAUGAUAAGAAAAUGUUCCCUUACAAUAUGGGAUACUGCCAAAUAGGGUCUAACGUGGUAUAUGAUGAUUCAAUGAAUUUUCGAAACAUUCUCUGGCUGGCUCCAUUGCCUAGUGAUUCCACCAAAGCUUGGUUGGCACCUGGAGUUCUCGUGAUCUUGGAUGCAAAUCCAAAGGGAAUCAUAUAUAGAGAUCUCAUACCAGAAUACGUAAAUUAUGCUAGGACUAUAUACGAAGAUGAUCUUGGGGAUGUCGUAGCUGAUGUCAACUACCUGAAUAUAGGAGGUGCAGUGCUUAAUUAUCAGCUCUUCAUCUGUUAACAGCCUCCUGAAGGAGGAUGUUUGAGAUCGGCCGUCGGCUCUCUCCCUGAUUGAUGAGAAUAUCGUGUUUUUUCUUUUCAAAUAACCACCUGUUCAUGGCACGAAACAUGAGCAAAGUGAGAGUAUGCGUCGUUACUGAAGAAUGUGACCAUGCUAGAUUUCUCUACCACAAUUUUUUUGUUUUUUAUUUUUUAUUUGUGUGUGGGUGUUAAAAGCUCAAAUGUGUUGAAUUUAUUCAAGUUUAUUAAGGAUGUUGCUAGUCUCAUUUGGUGAUUGUAUAUAUUACUAUAAUACACCAUUUAUUUGGACAAUUUCAUUUUAUUGAGCUAAUUUCACAAUUCCAUUGAAUAAA
Molecule: messenger RNA, 1524 nt
Organism: Camellia sinensis
Lineage: Eukaryota; Viridiplantae; Streptophyta; Magnoliopsida; Ericales; Theaceae
Source: RefSeq, a predicted model, not a curated record